Molecule: messenger RNA, 855 nt
Organism: Chenopodium quinoa (quinoa)
Lineage: Eukaryota; Viridiplantae; Streptophyta; Magnoliopsida; Caryophyllales; Amaranthaceae
Exons: 3
Coding region: 162-539 (125 amino acids)
Biological process (GO): proton motive force-driven ATP synthesis
Molecular function (GO): proton transmembrane transporter activity
Source: RefSeq, a predicted model, not a curated record
AGGGUUAAACCAUUAAUAAUAAAGAAAAUUGAAAAAUCAGAAAUAAGACCCACUCCAAAGCAGAGAAAGCACACCUUCCUCAUCUUCUCUCACAUUUCUUCACUUUCUCUCUCCUCCUGGUCGAUCUCACUCGCGCGAUCUUCUCAGUGGUUUUGAUUUCAAUGGCAUCAAUUGCAUCAAAGCUUCGUCAGUUGCAGUCCAAGGCUUGUCAGGCUACCCAGUUUGUCUCCAAACAUGGGGAAGUCUACUAUAAGCAGAUGCUAGAGCAAAACAAGGAGCACAUUCAAGAACCUCCAACUGUUGAGACAUGCAAUCGAUUGGCCAAGCAAUUGUUUUACACUCGUCUUGCCAGCUUACCUGGUCGUCGUGAGGCACUCCGGAAAGAAGUUGAUCAAGUAAAGCAGGCAUGGCAGAACAGGAAGGACGUGAAAGUUGAAGAACUUGGAGUCGCAGCUUUGUUUGGACUGGAAUGCUUUGCAUGGUAUUGUGCUGGUGAAAUCGUAGGACGGGGAUUCACCUUCACUGGCUACCAAGUUUAAGUUGAACGUCCACAUUAUGUGACUUGCUUUGAGACAAGUUGCCUUCUUUCCAUUCUCUUUUACCCCCAAGUGCGUAGUUGAGUUGAAGAUUUUUGAGAAAAACCAGACAUGAUGAGGAUUUUUGUAAUCGAAUCAAAGGGCUGAAGCUCAAUUCCCUUUGAAACAUGUCCCUCUUCCUCCCUCCCAUUUAGAUGAUAACACAUAAAAGGCAAACUUUAUAUUCUGAUAUUUGGCUGCUGAUUGCUGGUAAAUGCAAUGUAUUUGACAUUGAAUGGCUUAUUAGUGAAUAACUAUCUUCUUCAGGUCUGGUGAAAAA